CCUGGCCCCGCUGGCCGCGGCUGGGCUCUCCGGCAUGGCUCCGCUGGCGCCGGGCGCGCUGGCCGACGAGCUGCUGGCCGCAGGCGUGGACUGGACGCAGUUCUUUGCCGUGGUCCACUGGAUUCAAGCUGCGAUGGCUGCUCUGAGUGUAAUAGGGGCCAGCUCCAUGAUUGGCUAUGCCGUGCUCCAGAAUAUGGCCAGAUCCCCGGAGGUGCGGCCUCUUUUCUACCUGAGCCUCUCAGACCUCUUCCUGGGGGGCUGCUGGCUCACGGGGGCCCUUCUCUAUAGCAAAGAGACUGCCAAGCCGACGAGCCAGGAGCUGGCCUGCUACAACCUGCAAGCUGCAGCCCAGAUAUUCUAUGUUGCCUCGUUCCUGUAUACCGUCAAUUACACCUGGCAUCUUUACACAGAUCUGAAGGUGAAGUACAACCAGAACUUACACAGCCGGCCUCCCCAGGCGCUGGGCUAUGCAAGCAGCAUUGGCCGAAUAGCCAUCGUUUUGUCCAGCUUCAUCCCAGUCCUUUUAGUGGUUCCUACUUUGGGGCUGGGCAACCAUUAUGAAUGUUACCAGAACUUCACUGUGAAGCACGGCUGCCUGCUGAUGCACACAGAGGUCGCGCAGUCCCUGGGGUCUCGGCAGCCGCCCUGCACCGCGGUGUAUCUGUACGGCCUCGGGGUCUUCCUCGUCUCGUUCCUGGCCAGCUUCCUCACGAUCCUGGUCUUGCUCAUCCGCGCCAGGGCCCUGUACAAGAGGUUCGUGAGCGCCACCGGCUACGUGGGCGACCGGCAGUGGGCCAUGAUCCGGAUGGUGGAGCAAGGCGUGGUUUUGUACCCCACCGUGUUUUUCUGUUGCUGGGGGCCAGCCUCUGUCCUUGGCAUUGUCAAGCUGGCGCACUGGGAAAACGUCCCCUUGUACAUGGCGCUGUCUGUUUUAGAGGCCCUGACGGCCUCCUCCCAGGGCCUGCUGAACUGCGCCGUCUACAGCUGGACUCAGCACAUGUUCCACUGCAUGAAGCGCCAGGCCUGCCGGGAUGUGGACACGCAGACGCCUCUCCUGCGCUCCCAGAAGCGGUUCUAUGCCAGCACGCUCCCUGCCCACGCCCCGGCGGGGGGGCCCUGCUCCUCCGCAGCCUCCUCCACAGCGCUGUGAGACAGAGAGGGCUGGAGGGGCUGCGGCAGGCCUGGCGAGGCCCCACGCCGCGCAGAGGAGGUGGACUGGAGGACCUCCGGGGCCCAUGCCGCUCUCGAAAUCGACGGAGCGCCCACCUGCUCCUGUGUGCGGGUGUGCAUGAUGGCAGGACAGGGACACACGGCGGUCGACAUGGGCCAGCUGUCCGGGGGUGGGGGGCAGAGGCCCCGGAGCUGAGCGUCUGGUCAAAGCCGGAAGCGGGAGCUUUGCAGCUGGAGCGUAGCAAGAUGGACUUUCCCUCUUUCUCUCCGUGUGCUUUUAACUGACCGGAAUUAUUUAUUCGAUUUAAGAAACG
Varanus komodoensis (Komodo dragon) is the source of this 1484-nucleotide messenger RNA. It is a transcript of the gene TMEM116, whose product is annotated as transmembrane protein 116. Gene Ontology annotation, biological process: adenylate cyclase-activating G protein-coupled receptor signaling pathway. Gene Ontology annotation, cellular component: plasma membrane. Gene Ontology annotation, molecular function: G protein-coupled receptor activity. The coding region runs from base 35 to 1150 and encodes 371 amino acids. The record is from RefSeq and is a predicted model, not a curated record. The transcript has 11 exons. NCBI's taxonomy places the organism in Eukaryota, Metazoa, Chordata, Lepidosauria, Squamata, Varanidae.